Messenger RNA from Cyprinodon tularosa, 823 nucleotides. RefSeq names its product IFI30 lysosomal thiol reductase (gene ifi30a). The record is from RefSeq and is a predicted model, not a curated record. Lineage: Eukaryota; Metazoa; Chordata; Actinopteri; Cyprinodontiformes; Cyprinodontidae. Gene Ontology annotation, molecular function: oxidoreductase activity, acting on a sulfur group of donors, disulfide as acceptor. Gene Ontology annotation, cellular component: lysosome. The coding region runs from base 1 to 774 and encodes 257 amino acids. The transcript has 7 exons.
AUGAAGGUCCUGCUCCCGCUCCUCCUGGCGGUCUGGCUCAGCGCUCCGUCCGGCUGCACCUCCCUGCCUCCGUCCUGCUCCGAACCUCCUGCAAAGUGGUGCUCCUCUUUAGAGUCAGCUGCUCGCUGUGGGGUUUUGAAGCAGUGCCUUGAGGCUGACUUCAGGAAGACCCACCAGACAGCCGAUCCAGUCCAGGUGGCGCUUUACUAUGAGAGCCUCUGUCCCGGCUGCAGGAAUUUCCUCGCUGGAAUGCUCUUCCCCACCUUUGUGAUGCUAAGCGACAUCAUGUCUGUUACCUUGGUGCCCUAUGGAAAUGCACAAGAGAAGCCUGAUGGUGACAAGUACACCUAUGUGUGUCAGCACGGCCCCCCGGAGUGUCUGGGGAACAUGAUAGAGAGUUGUAUAAUGAACAUGACUCAGAUGGCUUUCCCCAUCAUCUUCUGCAUGGAAUCCUCCGCCGACGUCAUCGGCUCAGCUGAAAGCUGUCUGAAAGUCUACGCCCCUGAUCUGAGCAUUGACAAAGUAAUGAGCUGUGCUAAAGGAGACCUGGGAAUGCAGCUGAUGCAUCAGAACGCCAUGAUGACCAAAGCACUGAAGCCUCCCCAUGAGUAUGUGCCCUGGGUGACCAUUAAUGGGGAGCAUACAGAUGAUCUGCAGGACAAGGCCAUGUCUUCUCUGUUCACUUUGGUCUGCUCCAUGUAUAAGGGCACCAAACCUCCUGCCUGUGGAGGGACCCAGAAAAUACACUACAAAAGUUACUGCAGCAACGAAUAAAGAGGCAGCCUCUAAACUAAAGAACACUUUUUCUUAGUAUCUAAAAAAA